GCCCAAUUUUCUCGAGAGGGACGGCGAGAUGGAUGUGGUUACAUUAGUUAUCAUCUAUGUAACCCUCUUCGCUUGUUUGGUCUUUAUUCUCUUGUUUGGGGAAGCGAGUUUCUUUCGGGAUGGGUUCAUUGGAAGGAUGCACCGGGGUUUAACGGACUCUUUUCCCCACUAUUUGCACAAAACCCUUCUGAUGAUAUGUGGUCAACGUGUAGUUAGAAAGUUGGAUUCUGGCUCCAAAUAUCUCCUCGAGAGCCGUCACCCCUUAUUGCAAAUAUUUUAUCUUAGCCUUAUUACUGGAUGCAUAUUCAUAUUCUGGCAAAACGCCUGGCCCGCAAUACCAAAUAGCCACGUAGGCAAAAUUCAUGUGUAUACGGUUCCCUUAAUGAUUGCUAGUGUUUAUGGAAGUUUUAUUUUGGCAAGCUGGAGUAACCCGGGCGUCCUCACCCGGGAAAAUAAUGAUCGAGCACUUAGUAUAUGGGAAUAUGAUCACAUCAUAUUUACCCCAAAAAUGUGCCGAACAUGUCAGUUCCAAAAACCCGCUCGAUCGAAACAUUGCUCUAUAUGUAAAGCAUGUAUUGCGAAGAGUGACCACCACUGUGCCUGGAUCAAUAAUUGCGUCGGUCACCUCAAUUACCGAUGGUUCUUGCUAUUCCUUUUCACGACCUGCGGGAUAGCAUUCUAUGGAUCUUACUUGGUCUUGCAGAUUUUCCGUGCGGAAAUGGACAAGCGACAGAUCCACGAUCUGUGGGUCAUGGAUCGCAUCACUCAGGAACGUAGCCGGAUCUCGUUUAAACAAAAGUGGCUUUAUAUGAUCCACCAUGAAAUGAUGCUGGCAGCCUUGGGGAUAUUUGCCGCAUUAGGUGGCAUCGUCGUUCUUGCGUUCAUCUGUUAUCAACUUUCCCUCGUCUUUCGCGGAGUGACCACCAAUGAGUCGUUCAAGUGGGAUGAUAUAGAUUACGACAUACGUAAAGGGCAAUUGCGAAUGCCGCGAGAACUAUACGAUUUCAACCAUGGGAGGCACGAGGAAGACCAAAGCACUACUCGCGCCAAAGGGAACACAACGGCGACACGGCGGAAAGGGCGAAAGGGCAACGAGAAAAGCCACGAUCAGGAACGCGACGACUAUGUAUCUAUCAAGUCCAUUGCACAAAUCAAAAACAUCUACCAUGGCGGCCCAUGGGCAAAUCUGAUGGACAUAUUGUUUCCAUCUCCCUUAAACGUGUAACGAGUGGAUAUGACAGUAUUCUCCUGCCGUUCAUUAUGCCUGGUGGGCACAAUUGUGUUUUGUCAAUCAGCGUUCUCCAUAUAUUACAAAUCCUCUACUGUGGUUCCCCUUGUUGUGUGCUGUGAAUAUGAUACAUAUUCCAUUUUACCCUUGUCCCUUUGGUUGGAGUUGCAUGCGACCGUCCUCAAGCUGUUCUAUGGAAUAUUUCGAGCCACUGUCGUAGAGAUAGGCCUUAUC
Molecule: messenger RNA, 1462 nt
Organism: Spizellomyces punctatus DAOM BR117
Lineage: Eukaryota; Fungi; Chytridiomycota; Chytridiomycetes; Spizellomycetales; Spizellomycetaceae
Exons: 10
Coding region: 29-1225 (398 amino acids)
Biological process (GO): peptidyl-L-cysteine S-palmitoylation; protein targeting to membrane
Cellular component (GO): Golgi apparatus; endoplasmic reticulum
Molecular function (GO): protein-cysteine S-palmitoyltransferase activity
Source: RefSeq, a predicted model, not a curated record